Molecule: messenger RNA, 753 nt
Organism: Plasmodium knowlesi strain H
Lineage: Eukaryota; Apicomplexa; Aconoidasida; Haemosporida; Plasmodiidae
Product: peptidyl-prolyl cis-trans isomerase, putative
Exons: 1
Coding region: 1-753 (250 amino acids)
Biological process (GO): protein folding; protein peptidyl-prolyl isomerization
Cellular component (GO): intracellular membrane-bounded organelle
Molecular function (GO): peptidyl-prolyl cis-trans isomerase activity
Source: RefSeq, a predicted model, not a curated record
AUGAAAAGCAGUAGAGAUGAUCCGAUUGGGGCGAGCCCAAAUAGGGAUGGGCAAGAAGGGGGAAACCCCAACCGAGAAAGUCUCAACGCAAGUUCCUCCAAAGGGGAGGAGGAUCGAACGGAGCGACCAUCAAGCAAACGCAGCAAAGGCAAACAGGUCGAUCAAUUAAUCAUGGAAGAAGCAGACGAAAACACAGUCAUCCCUUACUACCUAUCCAACCUACUAACGAACGCAUCCAACCCAGUGGUAUUUAUGGACAUAAAUCUGGGUAACCAUUUCUUGGGGAAAUUUAAAUUCGAGCUCUUCCAAAAUAUUGUCCCCAAAACAAGCGAAAAUUUUCGACAGUUCUGCACAGGAGAAUACAAAGUAAAUAACCUGCCCGUGGGAUACAAAAACACCACCUUCCAUAGAGUCAUAAAAGAGUUCAUGAUUCAGGGGGGGGAUUUUGUGAACUACAAUGGAAGUGGCAGCUUAAGUAUUUAUGGAGAAAAUUUUGAAGAUGAAAAUUUUGAUGUAAAACAUGAUAAAGAGGGAUUACUCAGCAUGGCUAAUAGUGGGCCCAAUACAAAUGGGUGUCAGUUUUUUAUUACCACGAAGAAAUGUGAAUGGCUGGAUGGAAAGAAUGUUGUUUUUGGAAGGAUCAUAGAUAGCGACUCAUUAAUUUUGCUGAAAAAAAUUGAAAACGUUUCUGUCACACCUUAUAUUUAUAAGCCCAAAAUUCCGAUUAAUAUUGUCGAAUGCGGGGAAUUGUAA